AUAUCAUGGUGGAGAGACGGACAUAUGCGUGAACUGACACUGGGUUUGGAGACAAGUGAUCCUCGAUAUUCGCUUCCAAGAUUAUCUUAUCAAGACUGGAGCCUACAAAUCGCGCGGGCCCGCAUGGAUGACAGUGGGAUCUACAUUUGUCAAAUCAAUUUGGAACAAAUCUUGGAGAAAUUUUAUUAUGUUACAGUUAACCCCGCCAAACCCAGUUUGAUGAACUACCAACCAGUCGUGGAACACGAGUUUGUGAAGGAUGAAGCAGUUCAACACAAGUCCAACUUA
Messenger RNA from Opisthorchis viverrini, 288 nucleotides. RefSeq lists its product as hypothetical. The record is from RefSeq and is a predicted model, not a curated record. The transcript has 2 exons. The annotation marks the transcript as partial. NCBI's taxonomy places the organism in Eukaryota, Metazoa, Platyhelminthes, Trematoda, Opisthorchiida, Opisthorchiidae.